Syzygium oleosum is the source of this 1218-nucleotide messenger RNA. Its product is annotated as protein AGENET DOMAIN (AGD)-CONTAINING P1-like. NCBI's taxonomy places the organism in Eukaryota, Viridiplantae, Streptophyta, Magnoliopsida, Myrtales, Myrtaceae. The transcript has 2 exons. The coding region runs from base 55 to 1074 and encodes 339 amino acids. The record is from RefSeq and is a predicted model, not a curated record.
CAAACCCUACGUCACUCUCUCUCUCUCUCUCUCUUUCUACGUUGCUUUCAUGGUAUGUAUGAGCGGGACGUGAAGCGUCGCUCCUCCCGGGAGAUCAUGGCGCAUCCACGCUUCCGCCCCGGAGCGGAGGUGGAGAUCACGAGCCCCAUCCACCGCCUCCGGGGGACCCUCUUCCCCGGACGGGUCGUCGCCCCGUCGUCCCGCAACCCCCACGCCUUCCUGGUCGAGUACAAAACCCUAGUCGCCCAGAGCAGCGGCGGCGGCGGCGGCGGCGACGCCGGUGGCCGCCGCCCCUCCUCCAGGCCCUACCGCGAGGAGGUCUCCGUCGGCCUCCUGAGGCCGAGCCCGCCGCCCGCCGGAACCGGCCGCCGGUGCCUCCGCCUCGGCGACGUCGUGGACGCGUUCUUGAACGGGGGUUGGUGGGAGGGCGUGAUCACCAAGGAACUGAAGAGCGCGCGGUACAUGGUGUACUUCCGGUGCGUGAAGCAGGAGUACCGGUUCGACGCGGCGGAGCUGCGGCUCCACCGCGAGUGGGUCAACGGGAAUUGGGUCCCGCCGUUCGAAGCCGAGGGGGAAGAUGGUGAUGGCGACGACGAUGAGGAAGUGACCUCGACAAUGGAAGAGAAAUCUGGCGACUUCUGCCGAACAGCGAAGGGAGUGUUCACCAAGGGAAUGCUGGUCGAGGUGAGAAGUGACGAAGAUGGACUCCAAGGUGCUUGGUUCGCAGCCACUAUAAUCAACAAGGCAGCGAGAAAUCAGUUCCUUAUCGAGUACCAAACCCUCAGAGCGGAGGAUAAUAAUUCGGAGUACUUGAGGGAGCAGGUCGCCACGAGUCACCUGAGGCCGUACCCGCCGGAGACCUUCGUGGUCGACCCUUACGAACGGAAGGCAAGAGUCAAUGCCUUGUACAAUGAAGGGUGGUGGGAGGGCAUCGUUGAGAGGGUUCUCGACGGGAUGCGGUAUCGGGUUUAUUUUGAGGGCACUGAAGAUAGGAUGGAGUUUCACCACUCGGAGCUUCGUCCUCAUCAGGAUUGGAUCGAUGGAAAGUGGGUGAUGCCUUCUCGAUUCUCGUAGGACCAGUUUGUGUCGUUGCAUAUAAUGUACUUGGUCUUCAAACUCCUAAUGUGUUAAGGCUAUGCUCUUGCUCUUGGGAUCUUGAGCUGAGGUGUAGAUAAAUGCUGUGAAGAAGGUUUUGGAGCACGUCCUCUUUUUUUGGUU